Schizosaccharomyces osmophilus is the source of this 660-nucleotide messenger RNA. It is a transcript of the gene lsg1, whose product is annotated as Lsk1 complex gamma subunit Lsg1. Gene Ontology annotation, biological process: positive regulation of DNA-templated transcription, elongation; positive regulation of transcription by RNA polymerase I. Gene Ontology annotation, cellular component: CTDK-1 complex. The coding region runs from base 1 to 660 and encodes 219 amino acids. NCBI's taxonomy places the organism in Eukaryota, Fungi, Ascomycota, Schizosaccharomycetes, Schizosaccharomycetales, Schizosaccharomycetaceae. The record is from RefSeq and is a predicted model, not a curated record. The transcript has a single exon.
AUGGACCCUUUUGAAGGAAGAAUGGCUUUUCUGCAACUUUUGAAUAAGCUAAGUGCUUCCCAGUUGUCUCAGUUGAAGCCUGCCCAAUUUGCUUUAAAAAACAGAGACCUUGAGGAAGAUUUAUAUUCCUGUAUAUGGGAAGAGUUGGAAUCUGGAUCAUUCAAUACGAGGGUAAAUAUCAUAUACUUUGUGGAUACCUUGUGUGAAUUAAGUUUAAGAAAUGGAAUCAGUAAUGGUUAUAUUACUAUGAUUACUCGUGAUAUUUUAAAACUGGUAGAAUAUGUGGUUCCAAUUGGAACAGCAGGAGCAGCCAAUGCUCCUGAAGUAAGAAAGGUGCUCCACUCCCUGCGUCUGAAGAACAUAAUAGAUGAUGCUCGGCUUCAGGAAGCAAUUAACUUGGUAGACGCUCACGAACAAGCAAGCAAAGCAGGUGAGGACCAAGGUACCACGUCAAUUUCUAGAGCCGAUAUAUUAAGGCGAUUAGAAGAAGACAGGGAACGGCAUAAGCGCAUGCGCGAAAAUAUAUGGGCAAUACCGAAGCCAGAACUAGAACACGAGAUUGCUUGGAAUACUAUAGAACCAAUCACAGAAUGUGAUUUAGAGUCAUUGAACGACGAUUUUGAAAAGUAUAAUGAAUGUAUUCGUGAAUCUCUUUGUUAA